Molecule: messenger RNA, 2034 nt
Organism: Stereum hirsutum FP-91666 SS1
Lineage: Eukaryota; Fungi; Basidiomycota; Agaricomycetes; Russulales; Stereaceae
Exons: 2
Coding region: 1-2034 (677 amino acids)
Biological process (GO): intra-Golgi vesicle-mediated transport
Cellular component (GO): COG complex
Source: RefSeq, a predicted model, not a curated record
AUGGUGCGGCCUGCUGCUGUGCAUUUUUUUUGCUUUCUUCCUUCGUCUCGAGCUCUUCCACCACUUGCUUUCGACUUGAAGGACGCUUCGUCGCCCCUCCCUCCCUCCUGUCAUGACCUCACGUUUCGGUAUGCGAAGAAGGCUGACCUCUUUCUUUCUCUCCUUCCGUCGCUCUUCCUCCCCCUCAGCACAGGGUCGAAACUUGUCAGGGAAAGUCGGCCUGUUUCCCCGGUCUUACACCCAACCCGCCCCUCCACAACCGCCACAAUCCUCGCCGCCCCUCUCUGCACCCACAACCACAUCUACCGCCAGCGCUUCACAUCGCCGAUCGCCACCUCCGCCAACGGCGCGCGCACUCCAUCUCCCGAACCCGCCCAUCCUCCUACGAGUCCCGGCGGUCUGCAUUCCUUAGCAGAAGAAUCGGAGAACGAGUCGGUCGCGCCACCGAAAGUUUCGGUAUCUUCAGAUGGGACCGAUGAAGGGGCGGUGAUGCGGGAGACGAUGACGGAUGUGCAGCAGGCGAUCGGACAAUUGGGUCAGAGGCGGAAUAAUGGCGCUGGUGGACAUACGGAUGAUGAAGGACGUUCGUUCACCUUCUCGUCCGUGCGCGAGUCGGAGUCGACGGAUCGUGAGUCAGAUAUCGAUAUGGAGUUGGAGAGGGAGGGUAAUGAAGGUACGGAUGGGGAGGGAUGGAAUAACCAGAAGAACGUGCGGAAGAGGUUGGCGAAGAAGGUUAGCCGGGCGAACGAGGAGGAGAGGAGGGAGAGGGAGGCGCAAUUGGAGGUGGUGCGGGCGAGGGAGAGAGGGAGUAUCAUGGCGAGUCAUAUGGCGCCACCGAUUGAAGUAGAAUUGAGUGACGAGAGCGAGGAUGAAGGGGAUGAUGACCACCACCAUCAUCAUCAUGGCCAUGACCAAGAAGAUAAGACGGAGCAUGGGAGGGUUGCGAGUCAGAGGUCAAGCUCCCAGAUGAUUCCGGAGGAGGACGAGAACGAUCAUCUCCUCGCCGUUCCUACCGCAACCCGUGGAUCGUUCGGCACUCCUCGAGGCCCAGAGCCAAUCGUCUCUAGCGAAGAUUAUAUCGUACCCUCACCAGGCUCUCAUAAGACUGGUUACGAAGAGGUCCCUACCGCCACUCAAGCAUCUUUCCCCGUCGCCGCUCCCGCAUCCGAACGGACGUCCUCGCCGUACCGAUCCGGAACGCUUCCUAGUCCAAUAUCACCGGGGUUUACGACUGGGACGACCGGGACGACCACGGGAACCGGGACUGUAACCGAUGAUAGCAGGCCGACGUCUAUUUCUCUCGUCCACCUUCCUCAACUCACCGACGCCCGGCUCCUUCUCUACCUCCCUCUCAACAUUGUUAGGCACGCUCCCCCCUGCCUCGUCAUCGACCAAUCCACGAAACUCAACGGCAUCCUCGAGCUCCCCUUCCUCAUUGAGACCUGCAUCUGGAACGGCUUCUACGCCGAGGCUCUCGAUCUCCAUUCCCACGCGGCCGCACUCGCGGCUAAGUUCCCGGACGCGAGAGUAGUGGGUGAUGUGAUGGCCGAGGUAGAUGGGGCGAUUAGGGGCCUGGUGCAGGGGCUGGUGGGGGUGUUGAGGGAGCAGGGGGUCAAACUUCCGGCGCUCUGGAACGCGAGGGUUUUGAGGAGAAUGGGGGUGUAUGGAGUUGAGGAUGAAGGGGAGGAGUCGGCCGUGCCAUCUUCAUCCUCACCCUCCUUCCGACCUUCACGUCCAACGCCAUCCAAACCCGCCUCCACCCCACCCUCCAAACCAUUCUUCCCCACAUACAAAACCCCUCGUCGCUUAUAUCCCUCCUCACCGAACUCACCCACUGCGCCACCUCCUUCUCCGGCAUCCGCCUCGAUUUCAGAGGCCUGUUGGGCCCGAGAUUCGAGGAUAUCGUCCGGGGAGCAUCGAGUCCGUCAUAGAGAGCGCGACGAAGAAUUUCGUCGCGCUUGUGCAGAAGGAGACACAGUUGGGAACGAGCACGAAACGGAGGAGAUUGCUGAGCGCGUGGUUGGUUUCGACUAG